Botrytis fragariae is the source of this 361-nucleotide messenger RNA. RefSeq lists its product as uncharacterized. The record is from RefSeq and is a predicted model, not a curated record. The coding region runs from base 65 to 361 and encodes 98 amino acids. The transcript has 2 exons. Lineage: Eukaryota; Fungi; Ascomycota; Leotiomycetes; Helotiales; Sclerotiniaceae.
GUCAAAGUUUAUCGCCAGCUGGGCAAUAUGCAAAGCUUUUCUUUGGGGCAGCCGAACAAGAUCCAUGACCAGCUGGCUGCCCAUCAUCGGGAUCACCCUAGACCUGAUGCCAGCAGAGCUCUCAGUGGAUUCGGAUUUAUCUCCUGAAAAGGGAGGACAUCUGAGAAAAGCUGCCCAUGUUAUGCAUGUGUCAAUAUCGUAUUCGGAGGCGCAGGUGAAGAAUAGCUAUUGUGGCGUCAAACCAUUGGGUUGGCAUAUAUUUGACACAUCUGCUACCGAUAACCAAAUCCUGGGACCUGCCAAGACUAAACUGAGUGCAUCAUUUGGUAGUAAUCAGCUGCAUGAUAACAAUCAGUUGUAA